Physella acuta is the source of this 3913-nucleotide messenger RNA. RefSeq lists its product as uncharacterized. Gene Ontology annotation, biological process: regulation of DNA-templated transcription. Lineage: Eukaryota; Metazoa; Mollusca; Gastropoda; Physidae. Gene Ontology annotation, molecular function: DNA-binding transcription factor activity, RNA polymerase II-specific; RNA polymerase II cis-regulatory region sequence-specific DNA binding; ATP binding. Gene Ontology annotation, cellular component: nucleus. The record is from RefSeq and is a predicted model, not a curated record.
CACAGGCAAGAAACCGCAUGGCUUGGCGGCGAGGAGACCGCGGCUUACAGUAAACACCCGCGGGCUGGCGAGAGACCAGUCUGUGCGGAGAUCGGACUACUCAACGUUGUGCUCACUUUUUUAUCAACUAGAAAACAACAACAAACCCUCAUGCAUUUACCUGCCGACCUGAGGGGCUUCACACCGCACCAAGAGAACAAACCCUACAGCAUGUCCGAGGCUGACCUCACCUUGGCUGACCGCUCAAGUCUUCUCAGUGACCACCCGGGGGAGCAGCUGGUUAAAACCGGGAGUCCGAACUUUAUGUGCUCUGUCCUUCCGUCUCACUGGCGCUCCAACAAAACUCUGCCCAUCCCCUUCAAAGUGGUGGCCAUCGGCGAGGUGAGGGACGGGACCAAGGUGUGCAUCACGGCAGGCAAUGACGAGAACUUUUGCUCGGAGCUGCGCAACAACACGGCCACAAUGAAGAACCAGGUGGCCAAAUUCAACGAUCUACGCUUUGUAGGAAGGAGCGGCAGAGGAAAAAGCUUCACACUGACAAUAGCUGUGUUCACCAACCCUCCGCAGAUUGCCCUAUAUCAAAAAGCCAUCAAAGUUACCGUGGACGGACCACGAGAACCCAGAAGUAAGACCAAAUUACACACAGAUGAUCGUCACAUUCACCAUCAUCGCUCCAUUGAAGUGUCCAGCAGUUUGCCUGACCCUUUGAGAGAGAGACAGUUGGCACACUUUGCUGACCUUGAUCGCAUCAGGCAACACCACAGCAGUAAUGGAAGCCCCCAAGACCAUCACACGCAGUAUCAGGAGAGGAACUGGCACCUACGGGAGCAUCCACAGCACUUCCGCCAUGGCCAGUCCCCAGAUCGAGUCAUGGAUGUUCAGAGUACUGAUCUGGAUGGUAGUGGAUAUUCAACACCCAUAGGUCAAAGGUCAUGGGGAUAUGAACCAGUGGCAUACAGCAAUGAGAUGAGAGGAAUAUCUUGCAGCCCACAUAGGGAGGAAAUCUUUAAAGGUCCAGCUGUUGAACCUGAUGAUUUCCCACGCACCUCAGCGCCAGCCCCGUAUGAUUACGUCAUCAGCAACCAGUCUAGUAUGGCCAUCUACAAGGACCAGAAGGGAAGGCCACAUCUCUCACCUUCACUGCCAGAGCAUGUGAGGAACUCAGCCCUGCUGCCAGACAGACCAGAGCCACCUUUAGACAUCCCCACAGACAGCGCCGGCCAGUUGGGAGAGACAGUGCACCAUUCCCAUCUUGGUGGGCUGGAGGCCAAACAUCUUGGUGGGGUGGAGGCCAGUCCAGAGGAGAAACUGUCUGUCUAUGAACCUUACCCUCCUGCCAGAUACUCUCUAGACCAGUCACCCCCCCGGCUCAGCUUUGAGCAGCCACUUAGACAUCACCUGGAGCCCCAUCCAAUGCUCCCAUCUCUUACAAGUGGCUCUGACCUGCGGCUCUCUGAACCUCGCUUACCAGAACCACUUUAUUCCAGUGAAAGAAAAGUUUUGAUGCUUGCAUCCUCCCCCUCCAACGGUAAGAUAGUUUCUGAUGAUGACAGCCAUCAUCUAAGCUUAGCCAAGCCAGAGCUCAACAGGCACUCCUUCUCACUGAUGUCAGUGCCUGUUAUUUCCAGCAGAGGUGAGGUGAGACACCUAAGCUCUGACAGCAGAGUUUCAUUCUAUGGUUGUGAUGGCAGAGUCCCCAGCUCUGCCAGAAGCUCCUCAGACAGCCACGCCAUCAACCUCUCCUUGUCUGAACACAGCCACUUCAAGUCAGACACCCAAGUGAAAAUACUUGAUCAAGGCGCCCAUGUCUUUCAUCCAGUGCCUUCUCAAGAGCCUAAACCUUUCCCUGCAGGGGAUAGAAUGACCAUAACGACACAUUCUUCCUCAGCCGGACAUUCAUCUUUACCAGUUCUUACAAUCUCCUCCAGGACCAGUCCAGAAUCCCUCUCCACCUCCUUCCUGACAGUUUCUCCAUCCCAGCUGCUACACAGCUCCUUCUACUACCCCACUUUCUUCCCUCAAAACAAAUCACAGCUCCUCCUGCCAGCCGGGGACAAGACCUAUGAAAUUCUGGGGCACCCGAAAAACUAUGAGAAAAAUGAUGAGAGAAAUUAUGAGAAAAACUAUGAGAAAAGUUUUGAGAUAAUUGACCAGUCCCGCUCAUCAACAGAUGGCAAAUACUUCAAGCGGCGCCUGUCAAGGGGCUGCUAUGAAAGCCUGUCAAGGGGCUGCUAUGAAAGCCUGUCAAGGGGCUGCUAUGAAAGCCUGUCCAGGGGCUGCUAUGAAGGCAGUGACUAUCAGGAUUCCCGCCCGUGUGAAGAGAAAAUGUACAGUGGUCAGCACUCUCCCAAAGCUCAGGGAACAAGAAUUGAAAAACCCAUCCCCAUUUCUUAUACAAGCAGGAACAUGCUGGACCAGAGGAUGUCGGACAUGGACUUGACUGGGGUGGCGCUGCACUCUGACGCCAGCCAGUAUUCUGGCAGCAGCCCCACAUCACCCCCCACCUGGAAGCAUGAAACUUGCCCACUGCCCAUCCCUCGCAGAAAUCAUGAGGAACAGACGAGUCAAGUCAGUGUGUGGCGGCCAUAUUAGCUCAGCUCCAUACCAGCUUCAGGUCAUUAACCCUAAAAUUUUAUGACAUCUGUCAAUUUCUCCAUCAACUGUUAUCUAUUUACCCAUACUAGCCUACUUUAUUUUGUACAUACCAGCUAUGUAUUAGGUGAGGAGAUUCUACAAUGAGAGAAAGAGCUGAUCCACUCUUAGUGUCAGCUGGAUGUGUUUGAAGGGAGAGGACACAGCCAGGUUUUCUAUUGUAACUGUUUUGGUUUUUUUUUAAUCUGCUCUUCUGUACAUACUUGUUGAUAUUCCAGAACAAAUGUGUUUGAUUUUGUUAAGAUUGUUAGCAUUUACAGCUUAUCUAUAGAAUCUCUAACCACAUCUGGGAACAAACAGAUUUACAUGUACCUUAUGGGAACAAACAGAUUUACAUGUACCUUAUGGGAACAAACAGAUUUUUAUGAACCAUAUGCGAACUAACAUACAGGCAAAUAUAAUCGGAAGAAAAACCCACCAUAACCUACUCUUAAACCAAAGAUAUUUUGAUUAUGUUUUAGUCUAUGUUUUUGAUGUCACAAUCACAUCAGUAUUAACACCCAAUCAAAUAACAUUCAUAUGUCCUUUUAACAUUCAUAUGUCAUUGUAUGUCAAACCCAGCAUCUAAGGACCAUACGCACAGGCAAAAAAAUCUUGGACCUAAUUCCAUAUGCAUUAAUAUGAUGCAUUCUUACAUCACAGACACAUGCAUUUGUGUACAGGAUUGGACAUUUUUGUCAUGCUGUAUUUUAUUAGGACACAAUAUCUCUGGUCCUUGACCAAGAUAUUCAUGUACACCUGAUUCAGUGGGUCUAUCUAAUGUUCAUGUACACCUGAUUCAGUGGGUCUGUCUAAUGUUCAUGUACACCUGAUUCAGUGGGUCUAUCUAAUGUUCAUGUACACCUGAUUCAGUGGGUCUAUCUAAUGUUCAUGUACACCUGAUUCAGUGGGUCUAUCUAACGUUCUUUAAUUUUGUGCUCAGGCACUAAGUAUGGUCUGCCCUCCAAUACAGAGUGAAACUUGAAAGGACCUACAGUGUAGACAUUGUUAGACAUCUCACUAAAGCCACUGGUACAUUUGCACCAUUUUGCUCUAAUGCACCUUCCUGAACCAGAAAAAUAAAUUUCAUUUAUCUUGGGAUGCAGAAAUUACUUGUCUUCUAAUUCAAGAAAGAUAGCCAUGUUUUAAAUAAGGCAUAAUAAUCAAUGUUACCUCUGAAAUUCAUUUGUUAACUGUUAAAAACUGAUAUUAAGGAACUACUUUUGUACUCUAUCAUGUGUUUUUGUGUAAAACAUUCAACAAAUAAAAUAAUUUUCUCACA